GUCGUGAGUGAAGAUACAUACAUCCCCUCUCCGUGCAGACAUCUUGACCGUGGAUGUAGUCUCUCCAGAUACACAGUUGCAGUAACAUCUAUAUGCUGAAACACUGUAGAAACAUGUGCGACCCAUGGGUGUUGAUGAUGGUGUUUGUCUUGAUCCAUGAAUCAUUCUCUGCCGAAUCAACAAUUGGCUGCAUCCAGUCUCCUGAUCUACUUCAUCAUGGAACAUUUGUGGAUUGUAGGAACAGAAACUUGGAAAGUGUCCCCGAAAAUCUUCCCCGGAACACAACACGUUUAGAUAUGAGCCAUAACAGCAUUUCACUCCUUGUAAAGAGAUUCCUACAUUUGCCGAACCUAAAAUAUCUGGACCUAUCGUUUAAUAAAAUAAUACGACUUGACGAAGGGGCGUUUCAGGAAACUGCUGAUUUACAAGAACUCUAUCUAAAUGACAACCAGUUGAGGCUUGAUUCCAGCACCUACCCAGAUGAUGUAUUCCAACCUCUACAGGAGCUUCAGAUCCUUCACCUUCACAACAACGACCCUCGAGACAAAGGAUCGUAUCCCGAAAAGGCCUUUGAGAAGCUCAAGCGUCUUCAAGACCUGAAAAUUGACACUUUCACCUACACCACCUUUGGACCAGGAUUUUCAAAGCUUACAAGUUUGAAGCGCCUUCUAUUUGGAUUUAGCCAGUGCAAACUUUCAUUUAUAUAUAAUGAUACCUUCCAAUCAUUUCAGUACAGUGUGCAGAUAGAAACACUUGAUCUUCAUCUGUGCCCUCUCACCAGAAUACAACCAGAUGCUUUUCGGUACCUUGGGUCAGUAAAGAAUCUGAUCCUGUCAAAUGCAAUUACAUUAACUCCCACUGAAGCAGUAUCUGCAAUGUAUGGCCUCAGAGGAAAAAACAUAACUUCCAUCAAAAUUAAUCAUAUCUUUCAAUUGUUUAAUCUUAAAAUAGGAUUAAUGAAUCAGCGAAUAUUAGGUAAAGAUAUCGUAGCAAAUCUGAAAGAUGUCUGCGUGGAGAGAUUUGAAAUGAUCAACUGUAAACUGUUAUGGUUUGACAGUUCAGUUAUUAAUGACCAGUCUAUAUUUGCGUCCUGCAUUAAGUUUAUUGACUUUUCUGGCAAUGAUUGGUUCGGAGAUCCUAAAAUAUUGUUUGAAAUAUCCCUAAUGCCAAAUCUUGUAUCCCUCAAUUUGUCAGAUACCUACAGCAAAACACAGGAAUCUACCAAACAGAAAAUUGUAGAGGUAUGUGGUAUCUCAAUCCCGACAUUAGGCCUUACCGUUCCAGAAAGACUGGUGUCUUUGGCCAUUAGUGGUAAGAACUUUGGCUGUUUCGCUAAUAUAACUAUGUACAAUGCUACGUCCCUGACCUAUGUGUCUCUGACAUAUGCGGGUCUAGACGGGUUCAUCAGUACAGUCAGUGGGCUUACUAACCUUACAUAUUUAGACAUAUCCGGUAAUAACUGUGCGGGAAUAUCGUCGAGCUUUUUAGCCAACUUCCCUAUGCUUAAUACCCUGAUUAUGUCCGAUACCAAUCUUGACCUGGGAGAGGCAUUAUCUAAAGUGCAACAUGGCUUAUCAUAUCUACCUAACUUACAUACACUGGACGUGAGCUCGAACAAUCUUCGACUGCUUAGUGUUCCCACCUUCCAAGGAGCUCCACUGAAGUCCAUCAUUUUGUCAAACAACAGAUUCUCAGCCAUACCUUUUGACCUAUCCACAACGCCACACCUGGGUUACCUUGACCUCAGCUCCAACUCAAUCGCUGCACUUUCAUUAACGGAAAUGAAACAGCUCGAUGAACUAGCCACCAAGAACAACCUCUCUUUAGACCUUAAUGGCAAUCUCCUGUCGUGCGGAUGUAAAACGUUGGACUUCAUCGUGUGGUUGUUUAAGACAAAUGUGAAGACAAGGGCAAGGGACUCUGCAUGUGCCAAGGACGACGGAGCAGUGACAAAUACGUCCUACAUACAUGAACAUUACGAUGAAAUAUGGAAGCAAUGCGUUGGGGGCUUUUGGCUUUCCAUCAGCGUUGUUUGUUAUGCUGUUAUUGUGUUGGUGACCAUUGCAUUAUUUGUCAUUCAUCGACGAAGAACGCUUCUUAUAAACAUUGUCUUACGGAUGUUUGGUUUUAAGACAACAAAGAAAGUACUGAAAAGAAAGGAUUUUCCUAAUGAUGCUUACAUCGCAUACAGUGAGAACGACUACAGGUAUAUAUGUCACACUGUUAGAAAUAUCCUGGAGAACCAGAAUGGACUGAAGUUGUUCAUCAAGGACAGAGACACCGUCCCUGGAGGACAAAUUGCUGAAGAUAUCAUCGACGGUAUAGACUCCAGCUGGAAUGUAAUUUUUGCUCUCAGCCAAUCAUUUCUUGAGGAUCAGUGGUGCCACUUCAUUGUCAACCGUGCUGUGUAUUCGUCUUCUAGAAUGCCCGCAGGGAGCAUUGUUCUGGUGUUGUUUGAGGACGUGAGACGAGGUGACAUCCCUCCAACCUUACUGAACGUUGUGGAGGAGAGAUACAUCUUCGACAUUGAGAAGUACAGGGGCGACGAAGAGAGACUGUGGAAAGAUGUCUGUCAGUGUGUUGUGAUGGACAAAGACAAUUAGUUUCAAUCUCAGACUUAAGGUGUUUCAUCAGGUACUUACGUUUUACAACGGGUUUUACAAGGGGUAUUGUAUUAUUCUCUGGGCCGAUGGGGCAGCCUAGUGGUUAUACCGAAGGCCCGGGUUCGAUUCCCCUCAUGGGCACAAUGUGUGAAGCCUAUUUUUUGUGUCCCCACGUUCAUAUUGCUGGAAUAUUGCUAAAAGCGCCGUAAAACGUAACUAACUCACUCAAUUACGUAUUAUUCUCAACGUGAAAACAAUCAACCCUUUAGGUAACGAAAUGAAGUGAAAUAGAAAGCAAAACUGUCUUAGUGUGGAGUUUCUAGUGUUAGACAAAAGCGACAAAACCUUUUCCAAUUUGAAGGAAAUCUCAGGUAGAAGCAGAGUUGAUUAUUAUGAGCAUAUGUCUAUGAAUCACUAUCCAGUAGAAAUGAAACCAGGAGUUCACGAAAAGUGAAACAUAAUAAUCUGAAGAUUCAUCUCAGUUGAGUAUCGAUCUUUUUAUUUGUGAAAUAACGACUAGGGAUUCAAGAGAUAUCCUUCUUUCAAAAUGGAUUUUAUAUUUUCUCAUUAUUUUCAAAAAUCCCAACUAAGUAACAAUAUCAAGAAUAUAUAUAUUGAAACUAAAUAAACAUAUAAGGGGGAUGGCGAACGAACCUUUGGCAGUUCUUCGAUGCUUCUUCGAAGAGUCUAGGUGUAGGUAUGUAAGUAUUUAUAAGUAGGUAUUUCACACUCAUACAUAUUAUUUUCACAUCGUUUGACAUCAGCUCAAUGUUGGUGCCAUUCAUAAAAUGAAAUGUCAUGAAAUAUAUAGAUUGUAACCACACAUUCUGCCGAGCAUCCUUUAUCUGGUGACCUUUACAUCCCUUCGUGACAUACGUUUGCCCAUUGUUCUUUUCACAUGCUAAUUUCGCACAGGAAAUCAAGUUGUGAAUAAGUUUAUGUGUAAUAAAGAGUAUUUUAUUGA
Molecule: messenger RNA, 3567 nt
Organism: Haliotis rubra (blacklip abalone)
Lineage: Eukaryota; Metazoa; Mollusca; Gastropoda; Lepetellida; Haliotidae
Product: toll-like receptor 4
Exons: 2
Coding region: 93-2603 (836 amino acids)
Biological process (GO): toll-like receptor signaling pathway; immune response
Cellular component (GO): membrane
Molecular function (GO): protein binding; transmembrane signaling receptor activity
Source: RefSeq, a predicted model, not a curated record